UCUUGUUCCAAGAUUACACCAUCUUUUCUUUUUCUUUCGGAACUGAAGAAUACAAUGAAGUCCAAAGCUGUUGUGGUUGCGUGUCUGUUGCUGUUCUUGUUGGUCUCUAUCUCUGUUUCUGCGUCGGCAGUGUCCGAAGGAAGCCAACAGCAGCCUGACAAAGCUGAAGGAGCAAAUGCAAAUACCGUGGAAGAGUCAAAGCUACACUGCUACCACGGAUGCUGCAAACGGUAUGGGUAUCGCUGCGUGAAAUGCUGCGGUAGCGCUGCAGAAGCGCAGGCCAAUACCAAUGCCAACACCAAUGGUGAGGCGCAUCAGGAGCGUGCAGAAGUCGAAGCAGCCGCGCAUAGAUGGGGAGGCCACGGCGGAUGGCGAGGUGGAGGCGGACAUAGAGGCGGACGGGGCGGCGGUGGAGGUGGGAAGUGAUUAGUGUGUGUGUGUGUGUAAGUGUGGUGGUACAAAGAAUAAGGUAGGAGGGAAGGAAAAUGAAUAAAUAAUUAAGAAUGAAGGGUCAUAGUGCCCUACAAUAGAAGGGUUAGAUCCCUUCACUGCUACGCUACUCUUACAUGUGAAAUAUAUAUAUAUAUAUAUAUUAUGUCUUUCGUGUUA
Messenger RNA from Cucurbita maxima (winter squash), 609 nucleotides. RefSeq names its product CYC02 protein-like. NCBI's taxonomy places the organism in Eukaryota, Viridiplantae, Streptophyta, Magnoliopsida, Cucurbitales, Cucurbitaceae. The record is from RefSeq and is a predicted model, not a curated record. The transcript is spliced from 2 exons. Bases 55 to 426 code for a protein of 123 amino acids.